Dufourea novaeangliae is the source of this 758-nucleotide messenger RNA. RefSeq lists its product as uncharacterized. The transcript is spliced from 3 exons. The record is from RefSeq and is a predicted model, not a curated record. Gene Ontology annotation, cellular component: MIS12/MIND type complex. The coding region runs from base 134 to 700 and encodes 188 amino acids. Lineage: Eukaryota; Metazoa; Arthropoda; Insecta; Hymenoptera; Halictidae.
UCCGGACAGUUCCGAGACGCAAAAGUGGAAGUCGAGUUCUAUAGAAUGUAAAGAACCGUUACGGCCAGCUUUCGUUGAAGUAUUCGGUUACCGAAAUUUGAGGAUUCAGUAAUUACACGCAGCGCAGUCGGGAAUGGAGGAGGAUCAGGAGCACAGACCGCCAAACAAUGUUCUUCUAUUUCGCCUUGCCAUUUCCAAUAGUUUCAAACAUAUCGCGGAAUCGAUUAGUAAAGAUGACUUCUCCAACAUUCUUACAAUACUGAAAUCCAAACCAAAUGUUGCGCAUAAAUUACACGCAGCUAUGAUCAAGGAACUUCAAGAUGGUAUGAAUGACGACUUGGAGGAUCUAUUGAACGAAGGUAGUUUACAAGAAUCGUUGGAGAAGGUUUCAAAAUUGGCGGAUGCAGAUUCUUCCGUACAAGAAGAUGCUUGGAGGCCUCCCGGGAAUGUAGCUCUGCAUUUACGUUCAGUGGACGCACAAAGGAUUAAGGAAGAAAGCGAAAAGUUAGAGAAACAAGUGAAUGAACUAGAAGAAGAAAAUACAAUAUUAAUGACAAAAAUUUCGGACAAAAGGUCAAAUAUAUUAGUCCUACAUGACACUAUAACACGAUCAUUAAGUAAAACACCAAAUGCUGUAGAGUUGUUAGUCAAAAGACUAGAGCAGUUAGAAAAAUGUUUAAAGGUACUAGACCACGAAUAAGCAAUAAGGUAGUGCAAUUAUGAUUGCUAGAGAAAAACGUCUGUAAAUAUGUACAUAG